UCCGAGGAAUAGUCAAAAAAGUUCGCACGCCUCUCCCAUGUCCAACCAACCCGCAGCCGCCCCUCUUCUAUUUCUGUUGCGGUGCCGCUCCUCCCUCCAUCCAGCUCAGCUCUCUCGCUGCAGCUCACUCCCACAGCCCCACUCUCUUGCUCGAUCUGCUGCCUUGUGUGAUGGCUCGAGCACGACCAUCGAGCACCCUCUGGUCGCUGGUGAAGACCGUUGGCGCCGGCAUGCUCAGCUUCGACUUCCCCAUACGCUCCACCGGCCUCGCCACACAUGCGGCGGCCCCGCCAUGCUCCCCACCUUCGCGUCCAUGCCAGGCGAUCUCCUGCUGGUUGACCGCCGUCGCCUCGACUGGUUCCGCGGCGACGUCGUCGCCUUCCGGGAAGAGCCUGUUGGGCCGGGUCAUAGUCAUACAUAUAAACAGAAUGGUUUUUGGAUGCGUGACAUGAAUUGGUUGCAGGAGCCUGGACGGCCAUAGCAAAGAGCCUAUUUUUAUGGAAGGAAAGGCAUACCACAAAAGGGUUGUCAGCAGGCUGAUUGCGCUGCCCGGCGACCUUGUCCGGCUCCGGGGGACGACGGAGCUCCUGGAGGUCCCCGAGGGCCACUGCUGGGUGGAAGGCGACAACCCCAGCCAAAGCAAGGACUCGAGGACAUAUGGCCCUGUUCCACUUGAGCUGCUGGAGGGGACGGUCACACACAUAGUCUGGCCGCCUCACAGGAUGGCUGCAGUCCCCGGCAGGGUCCCGGAAGAAAGGGUUAGGUUGAUCAUCGACCCCGCUGGCUCUGCAAAGGAAAUGACGGCAGUAGCUCAUUCAUGUGGUAGUGUGGCUCCACGCUCCAGUAGUACUGGAGGAGGCCCUUCCUUAGGAUCCCACAAAGAAGGGUCAUGCCGCAGUGAUUGUAAUUUCAUUUGGCUUGUUAGUCCACGGCUUGUGUGACAAAAGCGGAGCUGUAACGUGCUAUGUGCUGUCAAACAGUGAUAGGUAGCCAAGUUAUUAAAUACUUAAGAGUCAAUUACACCAUCGGUGCUACUCAUGCACGAUGAAUAAGCCCUUUGUCCCUCCUCCAAGAAAAGGCGGC
This is a messenger RNA of Triticum aestivum (bread wheat), 1083 nucleotides long. Its product is annotated as mitochondrial inner membrane protease subunit 2. NCBI's taxonomy places the organism in Eukaryota, Viridiplantae, Streptophyta, Magnoliopsida, Poales, Poaceae. Gene Ontology annotation, cellular component: membrane; mitochondrial inner membrane peptidase complex. The transcript is spliced from 2 exons. Gene Ontology annotation, molecular function: serine-type endopeptidase activity. Bases 498 to 941 code for a protein of 147 amino acids. The record is from RefSeq and is a predicted model, not a curated record.